Molecule: messenger RNA, 1821 nt
Organism: Tetrahymena thermophila SB210
Lineage: Eukaryota; Ciliophora; Oligohymenophorea; Hymenostomatida; Tetrahymenidae
Product: transmembrane protein, putative
Exons: 1
Source: RefSeq, a predicted model, not a curated record
AUGGGAAUUAAAUAAUUGAUUGUUAAUCUGGAUAUCUUUGGUUCACCCUUUUAAUUUGAAAUGGGUGUUGGUAAUUAGACAAGAUAGACUAUGUUUGGUGGUAUUUUAUCUAUCAUCCUUAUUUUAGCAGCGCUAGCAUAUUUCGGGUACUUAAAUUAUUUAUAUGGGGCUGACUAGCUUUAGCCUAAAAUAACUUAAACUCAAAUAAGACUUAAAAAUAAUUUUGCGAUGCCAUUCGAUACAACUCUUCUUUGGUUUGAUAUUGUAGAUACAGAUAGUGGUACUCAUCUUUUAGAAUACUAGUAGCAAAAUGGCGUUAAUUAUAUAACCUAUACUGCAAAGCUACAACAAAGUGAUCCAAAAACAGGAAAAAGAUUACCAGAUAUCAAUUUACCUUUAGACUUUUGUCAAAAUUUAACUAAAGACCCAUCUGUAGAUGCGAUGGCUUAAUGUUUAAAUUUAUAAAAUUUAUCAUCUACUUAGUCUUAAUUCUAAAUUUUUAGUGGUGCAGGUUUCGAUACAACAAUAGUAAUAUAAAUGAAAGCAUCUUGCGAUGUUAGUUCAACUGACCCUUGUAACACUGAUACCUUGUUUGCUGAAUAUGAUGAAUAUGUUUAUGGAGAAACAGCUUAAUUUUUCAUUAAUUUUAAGCAAUCACAAUUCGAUUCUAAGUAACGUUAAAUUGUUACUAAAGUUACUGAUCUCUCAUGGGACUUUGAUCCUACUUUAUCAACAUCAUCCACUGUCACUCUUUCUACUGCUAAAACAUCUGUAAAAGAAGGUUUUCUUAUAUAAAAAUAAACUGAUUAUCUUUACUUAGUUGACGCUAAUAAUCAAGACUCAUUUAAAACAAAAGGUUCUGCAUCAAAAUCUGACCCAUUAAUAAUUGGUACUUUCUAUAUUAAAUUAAGCCACGAUCAGUACAUGGAAAAUGUUUAAUAUGCUUAAUACCCAGAAAUUUUAGCUUAAUUUGGAAGUAUAGUUAAUGUUCUUCUCUUAAUAGGUAUUAUUGGUGUGGUUGUAGCCAAGGCAGAUAUUUAGCAAUAUUUUAUUGACUAAAAACUUAAAGAAUAUUAUAGGAAAACAGCAUAUAAAAUAUUAAAAGAGGAUGCAUAAACAGUAAACACAAAUCCAAAAUCACCACGAAAUUCAAUAAAUAGAAAUGGAAAAGUAAAUAAGAAUGAAAUACUUAAAAUUAUAAAAGAAAUAGAUAGUAAAGAUAUGAAUGAAGAACUUACUAAAAAAUUUAAGGUUUCGACAUUAGAAAAAAUUGUGAGAUCAGUAAAGGCAGAAUAAAAAGAAGAUUAUCAGAAGAAAAAGAGAAGCAACAAAGAUAUCUAUGAGACUUUAUUUUUUGAAGCCACAAAAUGCUAAGAUGUUUUUGAACUUUAGAGUUAGCUAAUGUAGAUGAAAAAGGUGCUCGCCCUUUUGCUAACACCAGAAUAAUAUGCUGCUAUAAAAUGCUGUGGAUCUUCGAUUGAUGACCAAAUCCAGUUCUUAUUAGAAAGAAAUUAACAAGAAAAUGAAAAGAAGUUAAAAACAGAAAAAACACAUAAAACAGAUAAAACGCAAAAAACAGAAGAAAAUGGUGAAAAAAUUGAAGUUGAAUUAGAAUCUUAAGUAGAUAUGCUAACUAAAAAUAAUUUAAGUCACAUAGAAUAAAUUGACAAAGUAGAUUAUGAUUCACUUUAUUUCUAAGCUUAACUUGAAAAAUUCUUCAAAAAUUCAGAAAAGGAUUUCGAAAAUGAAAAUGAAAAUACCAAAUAACUUAAUUUACGUGUCCUAGAAUGUCUUAAAAAAACCUACGGAUCUGAUGAUUGA